UUCGCUUCCAUCAUGGCCCCUGCUCGAGCCCGACUCUAAAAGAGAAGAGACAACGACGACGGCAGACAUCUUUGUUUCUUGCGGACGAGUUUCGCAUUCAAAGUGAACAUUUUUUCGCCGUUUUACGCAAUUGCGAGUGUAUUUCAAGGUGGAAAAAUGUGCUGAAGAAGAAGUUUCCGCGGGAGAGAAACUUUUGAAGUGGAUUCUAGCCGUGGAAAACGGUUUAAAAAGUGAAAAAUAACGGUGCGGAUAGGUCGAAAUAUUUGUAGUUGAGUGUAUGGUAGCUCUACGGUGUUAGAAGGGGAAGGUGGUAGUGUGCGGACAAUAAGUGGAAGCAGGAGAGCAAAAGACGGAAAUUUUUCGCAGUUUCCCUUGUUACACUCCGUGUGUAGAGAUAGCUGUGUGUGUAAGAGAACAAGAGAAAGGUAGAGACAAACAUCAACAAAAGCGGUGUCCGUGCUGAGGAGCGAAAGAGAGUGAUCCAACAAAGGGAAGCGCAAGAGGCGCAGCAGCUGCCGUUUCGGAUUUGGACGGAGCUGGAAAACGAACAGGAGCAAUGUCCUCCCAUCAGGAUAUAAUGUGCGAGGUAGAGAUAUCCGAUUCCAACAUCGUUGAAGUGGUAGACGAUGGCCACUUUGGAGCAGAAAUCGGCUACGAACAGUAUGAGGUUGGUGUCGGAGACGACCAGUACGAAGAGGUGACAUGCGAGACGGAAGAUUCCCAAGGACUAAUGAUGCAUCAUAUGGACGAUGACGAAGAAAUUCUGCAUCAAGAAGCAGACAUUCAGGCUCACGAAGAAGUGCUGGAUUCUUCUGGGGAUCCUAUGUGCGUGUAUGGGGAUAUCAAUUUGGAGAAUGAGAUUUACAUUGAAUCCACACCCGGUCCAAGUUCGAGGAAGCGAAAAUCUGGAAUGAAACAACCUCGUAUUGUGAAUCGAAUCCGGACGAAUGACGUCCACAAUUUAACGGCAGUGGAAACGAUGGAUGUUAAUCAAAAACCAAGGCGAUGGGAACAGAAGCAAGUACAAAUCAAAACCAUGGAAGGUGAAUUUAGUGUAACGAUGUGGGCCUCCGGAACCGAUGACGAUGAUGGGUCGAAUCCAGAGCCUGAUCCUGAUUACACAGAAUACAUGACGGGCAAAAAAAUUACACAGGAUAUUCCAGGAAUUGACCUAUCCGAUCCUAAACAGUUAGCUGAAUUUGCAAGGCCGAGUUAUAAGACGAAAAUGAAUAAAUUAGUUAACGUAGCAACGGCUGCAGGAAUGUUGUCCAAAAUGGGAGCUUCUGGGGGAGAAUCAUCCGAUAGAAACAUUGCCUGUCCGCACAAAGGUUGCAACAAAAUGUUCCGGGAUAACUCAGCCAUGCGAAAACAUUUGCACACGCACGGACCUCGAGUGCAUGUUUGCGCUGAAUGUGGGAAGUCUUUUGUGGAGAGUUCAAAAUUGAAACGGCAUCAGCUAGUGCACACUGGCGAGAAACCAUUCCAGUGUACAUUCGAAGGUUGUGGAAAACGAUUCUCGUUGGACUUUAAUCUACGAACCCACGUUCGGAUACACACAGGUGACCGGCCGUAUGUUUGCCCGUUCGAUGGUUGUAACAAAAAGUUCGCUCAAUCCACCAAUCUCAAAUCUCACAUCCUAACCCACGCCAAGGCCAAACGGAACAACAGUGGCGGUGGUGGCGGAGGAGGAAGCCGGAAUAACAAUGCUAUGGUAUCACAUCCCAUGGUCAGCGUACCGGCGUCACAAUCAUUGGUCAAGAUGGAAACAGUGGAAAUCUAUAAUGAUCCGCAGUACAUCGUCUACACCGAUUAGAUUAGGAGAGAGCCCGGAGAGGAUCAAGCUUUGAUGAACACAUCUCAGGAGGAGCAGGAUGCUGAGGAGUGCGUUGUUUGCGUGUCCGAUCGAUCAACCUUUUCCAUUGUAAAUUUUAUAAGGGAAUCCUGCAUGAGGAUUUUAGAAGCUUAUCAACUUUUUAUUUUGAAUUCAUAUAGAAUGAUGAAGCGGAGAAAUUUACAAGAAUUACGAAUUAAAACCCGUUCGAUUCAUUUUAAUUUGGUAUUUCACUAAAGUGUAAAUAGCUUACAAAGUCGUACCCCCCACCCCGCAAAACAAUCGGGUGAUGAUUGUAGUUUGAAUUUCCAGAAUUUCCUUGCGGUUUUUAGCAGUACCUAUGGUCUCUUUAAUUACCCUUGAUUAAUGUUAGACUAAUCAACAUUAGUGCAUAAUCAAUCAAUUUCGAUCAUUAAUGCCGUUUUCAUUUAAUUUGUCGUAGGCAGAGAGCUACACGUGAAGAAAUGUGGGCCCAGAAUGUGCUGGCGAUGAAAUAGAAUACACAAAUAACUGUCUAUUAUAUUUUUAAAGUAAAAUGUGCAAACAACACAAAUAAACUCUAGUAGUGUAAAAAGUAGGUUUUGUGCGAAGUUUGAAUGUAUUAUGUAUUCGUGUGUAUGUUUGUAUGUAUGCGUUUAGCGUCAUAAAGGGUCAGGUGCGCAUCUCUCUUGAAAAACAAAGCAAAAAACAAAAAGUCAGGUACUUUUAAGCCGUGUCCAAGAGAAAUCGAUUGCAAUCUUCUAUUUCCUCCCGCCGGUAUCCGGAAGCCCUUGCUACCAAAAAUAAAUCUUUUUUUUUUCGUUGCCAUAAAAAUCUAUAUCCCAAAGACGCUAGCUCCACAAAUGCCAGCAAAAAGUGUUCUGUUAAUAAUUUUCCAAUGUGAGAGAAACAGUAAUCAGAAACUGGACGCAAUCAACAACGUUCUAGUAGUUGUCUUUCGUUCAAGUUUGCUCAUAUCCUCCUACUACCCUACACCGGAGAUGGUGUUUGUUCUUUUAAGACCUUUCUCCCCCUGUCCGUACAAACAUCUGGCACAGGAUGCUACCGCGAAGGAUGAAUGAAUAUUGCCAAGUAAAUAAUAGAAAGUAGUUGCACUACCAACCAACAAACAAGGGUGCGUGUGAGUGCGCGAACGACGUGAUUAUUAGUUGGUAACGAUAAAUCUUACUCUACUUUAAGGUGAUUUAUUUUUAAUAAUAAAAAAGUUUGAAAAAGAACAAAAUCUGAAGAAAAAAGCUACUGAACUAUUAUUAGUUUUCAACAGGAACGAAAAGAAACUGACUAAGGAUACAUGAAAUUAAUUUAAUAAAUAGAACCGAUAAGAAUUAUAUUAUCCUUGAAAAAGUGUAGUUACGACAAAAGGAAAGGUAAAUGAAACAAAACACGUGAAAAAUAAACAAAAAUGUCAAAAUCCA
This is a messenger RNA of Ochlerotatus camptorhynchus, 3246 nucleotides long. Its product is annotated as transcription factor YY2-like. The transcript has 2 exons. Gene Ontology annotation, cellular component: transcription regulator complex; chromatin; PcG protein complex. Gene Ontology annotation, biological process: regulation of transcription by RNA polymerase II. The record is from RefSeq and is a predicted model, not a curated record. The coding region runs from base 557 to 1813 and encodes 418 amino acids. NCBI's taxonomy places the organism in Eukaryota, Metazoa, Arthropoda, Insecta, Diptera, Culicidae. Gene Ontology annotation, molecular function: DNA-binding transcription factor activity, RNA polymerase II-specific; RNA polymerase II cis-regulatory region sequence-specific DNA binding.